Botrytis sinoallii is the source of this 1662-nucleotide messenger RNA. RefSeq lists its product as uncharacterized. The record is from RefSeq and is a predicted model, not a curated record. The coding region runs from base 1 to 1662 and encodes 553 amino acids. Gene Ontology annotation, cellular component: vacuolar membrane. Gene Ontology annotation, molecular function: amino acid transmembrane transporter activity. Gene Ontology annotation, biological process: amino acid transmembrane transport. The transcript is spliced from 3 exons. Lineage: Eukaryota; Fungi; Ascomycota; Leotiomycetes; Helotiales; Sclerotiniaceae.
AUGGCUCAACCACCCGGCUCCCCUCAUCUCCAAGUCCCUCACUUCGAGCAGACAACUACAUCCCACCAAACCUUCGUCACCGCACCCGAGACCUCAGAGUCCAUGCAAAAUGCCCCAACCCCCCGAAACUCAUCUCUCGAUCCCAACUCUACCCCCCAAAACCCCACCACAUCCGAAGAAACCACCCCCCUCUUCCUCGCCCCUCCCCCUCGCCUUUCCUACCACCGACAAACCUCCCGUUUCUCCGAAGACUUCUCCUCUUCGGAAUCCUCCCACCACAGCCCCACCCAGCAAUCCCGCAGCCCCUUCCAAGCGCUCACCAACCCCCCCUCCCCUCCCGCACAGGAUCCAGAAUCCCAAGAAACCAAAAACGAAACCACCACCCGCACCACCAGCUCCCCUCCCCAACCCAUCCACUUCCGCUCCAUGACCUGGCUCCACUGCGCCUUCAUCAUGAUCGCCGAAACCAUCUCCCUCGGCAUCCUCGCUCUCCCCUCGGUCCUCGCAACCAUCGGGCUCAUCCCCGGUCUCAUCCUCAUCAUCCUCAUGGGUCUCCUAGCCUGGUACUCCGGACUCCUGAUCCAUCGCUUCCGCGCCGCCUAUCCAUCGAUUGUCUCCUGGGCCGAUGCAUGUUCGAUUCUUCUCGCUCCCCUCGGAAUUCCCAAUGUAGGAAGAGAAAUGGCGGGGGCGGCGCAAAUUCUGUUUUUGCUGUUUCUAAUGGCGAGUCAUAUUCUCACGUGGAUUAUCUGUUUGGAUACAUUGACGGGGGGGAAGGUGUGUAAUAUUGUGUGGGGAGUGGUGGGGAUGGGUGUUUUUUGGAUCCUGGAUUUGCCGAGGACGUGUAGGGGUAUGAGUUGGUUGAGUAUUGUUUCAUUCGCAAGUAUCGGAACCGCAGUCAUCAUCACCAUGGUAUCCGUCGGCGUGCGAGCACCCACCGAGAAAACAUACUCCUUAUGGCCUAAGAAAGAUCUGUCUCUUCGCGAAGCCUUUCUGAGUGUAACGAAUAUCGUAUUCGCUUAUGCCGGCCACAUCGCCUUCUUCACCUUCAUCUCCGAACUACGCACUCCCUCCGACUUCCCCAAAUCCCUCGCUACCCUGCAAACCAUCGAGAUAGCGCUCUACCUCCUCUCCUCCAUCCUCAUCUACAUCUACACCGGCACUUCCAUUUCCUCUCCCGCCCUCCUUUCCGCGGGACCUCUCCUCUCCAAAAUCGCUUUCGGCAUCGCCAUUCCGACGAUUGUGAUCGCGGGGGUGAUCUUUGGACACGUAGCGUCGAGGUAUAUAUUCCUGCGCAUAUUUACCGGGACGACGCAUGCGGAGACGAGGACGAAAAGAGGUUUGGUGGCGUGGUUGGGGAUUACCGCGGGGGUGUGGGUGCUGGCUUGGAUUAUUGGGGAGAGCGUGCCUGGGUUUAAUGAGUUGUUGGGGUUGGUGAGUAGUUUGUUUGCGAGCUGGUUUACGUAUGGGUUGCCUGGGGUGAUGGGGUUGUGGUUACAGUGGGGGAAUGGGAGAGAGGGAGGGAGGUGGGGGAGAUGGGGAGGGAUGCUGGUUAAUGGUUUGUUGGUGGGAGUGGGAGCGGUGCUUUGUGGAAUGGGGGUUUGGGCUAGUGGGGUGGGAAUUAGGGAGACGAGUCAACAGGGGGGGAGUUGGAGUUGUAGGUGA